GAGCUCAGGAACAUCAUUUAGAGGAGAUCACACUGGAAUAAAGACCAUGAAGAUCACUCUUCCUCUGUGCUGAUCUUAACACAGUCGGGAGAUGAGUUCUGCUCUCAUUCAUGACAAACUCUUCAUCAAGUCCUUCUGGGAGCAAAAGAUCAACAAUCACAAUCACAUGACAGAAACUGAAGAAGAGAGGAUGAAGAGGAGUGCUCUCACCAAGCUGCGUGACGAGUGGCUCAGCAGACUGGAGCUCCGGACCAAACAUCUGAAAAAUUUUGGCGACAAUCGCGGGGGAAAUCCAGCCCUGAACUAACAAUCCCCGAUCUAACUGAUGAGUGCGGCUCAAUAAACACACAGACACUGA
Molecule: messenger RNA, 358 nt
Organism: Carassius carassius (crucian carp)
Lineage: Eukaryota; Metazoa; Chordata; Actinopteri; Cypriniformes; Cyprinidae
Product: protein FAM240B
Exons: 3
Coding region: 92-307 (71 amino acids)
Source: RefSeq, a predicted model, not a curated record